UUCACCCGACUUCCUGCUCUGCCAUCAAAUUUUUUAACUUUAAGGUGUUAAUUGAAAUUGAAUCUUUUGUUAUAAGUUGUAGCAACUCUAAAAGGCUAUACGGAAGUAGAUUGCAGGUGCAAGCGGCGCAAAUCAUUAAGCUCAAGCUUUCGUAGCGAAGAUGAAGUUGUUUCCUUCUCAUUUGCUGAAAAUAGUAGCAGUAGCACUCUUCUUUCUUGCCCCGUCCUCAUCUUCUGAAGAUACAAUGUACCAGAACAGCGCACUUGUGAAUAACCAGAACUUGACAUCGACAGGAGAUCACUUGUUCCGACUGGGCUUCUUCAGUCUAGAUAAUAGCUCAGCAAACGGAUACUUAGGAAUCUGGUAUUGCAAUCUAACACCUCAAGAAGGCACUGUAGUAUGGAUCGCCAAUAGGAACAAGCCUGUCAACAAAUCCAUGGCAUCCUUCAACUUCACUUCCGAUGGAAAUCUAAUCUUGUUUGAGGAGGACCAAACCGUUUGGUCGACAGGAACGAGAUCCACAGGACUCAAUUAUGCACGCUUGCAGCUUUUAGAUUCUGGAAACCUCGUGCUGAACGACAGCAACUCGAUUCUAUGGCAGAGCUUUGAGCAGCCGAACGACAGCGACACGUAUCUUCCUGGUAUGAAGCUCGGAUUUAACAACCGGACCAAUACUUCAUGGCAGCAAGUGUCAUGGAAGAACUCCACGGAUCCUUCUCCGGGAGACUACAUCCGGAUGAUUCGUGCUCUACGUAUUCCGGAUUUGGUCAUUUUUAACAGAUCCGCCAAAUACCGUCGCAGCGGCCUAUGGAACGGACAUGAGUUCGUCGGCCAUCCGUCGAUGGCGAACAGCCAGGUAGCCAUAAAUUUCACGUUUGUGUCCAAUGAGAAUGAGACCUAUUAUAUGGCUAAUUCGUCGAAUCUGGUGCUGUCACGGUCGGUGUUGUGCGACAAUGGGACCUUCCAGCGUUGGUUUCUUGGCACGGGAGAGUGGCAGCUUCUGUGGUCGAUUCCGGAGGACGUGUGCGAUUUGUACAACUACUGCGGUCGAAACAAAAUGUGCACCAAGAAAUACAAUGGCCCCGACUGCCAGUGCUUGCCCGGGUUAAAGAUUGUGGAGAACGGAUGCCAGAGGGAGAAGCCUUUGAAUUGCUCGUCGAACCAGUUUUCCAAGGUGCCGAACGUGAAGGUGCCCGACACUGAGAACGCUACAUCACGAGGAAAGAUGAAUCUCGAUGACUGCAAGAAUUUGUGCUUGAAUGAUUGCUCCUGUGUGGCAUAUGCGGUGAUCAGUGGGUCUUAUGGAUGCAUAACUUGGACUGGUGAUCUGUUGGAUAUCAGAACUUUUGAUGAUGAAGGACGAAAUGAUUUAUACAUUCGACUGGAUCAUCAGAGUACGAUUAAUCAAACUUCUGUCUUUUUUUUCCUACCAGAAUCAUCAACAAAGAAGCACGCGUGGGUGGCGAUAGCCAUUCCUCUGUUGCUGGGAUUUUUUCUAUUAUGCGGUGUGGGCGUACUCGUGCGGUGGAAGAGAAACAGAGCGUCGACCAGAUUGCUAUUACAGUUGCCAAAUGUAUGCGAAGGUGGCUCGACUCCUGAUGAUGUAUCAGAGUCAAGGUCGUCGGUCUCGAUCGACUCUGAAGAUUCUCGUGAUCUGCAUAAUACUGAUAAAGGAGUAGGUUUGCUCAACACAUUGGGUUUACUACCUUCCUACGAUUUGUGUACAAUAAAAAAUGCGACAAAUAAUUUCUCUGAUGGAAACAAACUUGGAGAAGGUGGAUUUGGUGUGGUUUACAAGGGACAAUUAGAAGAUGGACAAAGGAUUGCUGUCAAGAAAUUAUCCAGAAACUCCUCACAAGGCCCAAAUGAGUUCCAAAAUGAACUCUCGUUGAUAGCCAAGUUGCAACAUAGAAACCUUGUUCGUCUUUUGGGUUGUUGUAUCGAAGGCGCCGAGAGACUUAUCGUUCUUGAAUAUAUGGAAAACAAGAGCUUAGAUGCCUUUAUUUAUGAUAAAACAAAAAGUUCUUUGCUAGAUUGGCAAAAACGUCUUGACAUUAUAAUUGGAAUUGCUCGAGGCCUUUUAUACCUUCAUCAAGACUCUAUCUUGAGAGUCAUUCAUCGUGAUCUUAAGCCAAGUAAUAUCCUCUUGGAUAGAGAUAUGACUCCAAAAAUUUCAGAUUUUGGCAUAGCAAGAAUAGCUGAAGGAGAGAGAGAUCUUGCAGAUGGAACUACUAGACCAAUUGGAACCUUUGGAUAUAUGGCACCUGAAUAUUUAUCAUGCGGGUAUUUUUCAUUUAAAUCAGAUGUGUUCAGUUUUGGCGUGAUAGUGCUAGAAAUCUUAAGCGGCAAGAGGAAUAGAACAUUCGGCCAAGCAAAUUCAGGUUUAAACCUUUUACAACAUACAUAUAGACUUUGGAAGGAAGGAAGAUCCUUGGAUAUUCUUGACGAUGCAGUAAGCUGCUCGUAUCCAACAAUCAAAAUCCUACGCUGCAUCCGAAUGGCUCUUUUGUGCGUACAAGAUAACUAUGAAAACAGACCAACAAUGACAGAGGUGGUGAUGAUGUUAACAAGUGAGGAUCAUUUGAUUCCACUUAAGCAACCCAUAAUAACAUCAACUCGUAGUGACGGAGAUUAUACUACCAAAGAAAUGAGUAUCACAAUCACAGGUCGAUGAAUUAUGUGUCCUUCACUUAUUUGAAUAUAAUUUUAUCAUAAACAAUACUUUUA
Messenger RNA from Zingiber officinale, 2727 nucleotides. RefSeq names its product receptor-like serine/threonine-protein kinase SD1-7. Gene Ontology annotation, molecular function: ATP binding; protein serine/threonine kinase activity. The transcript has 8 exons. Bases 161 to 2674 code for a protein of 837 amino acids. Gene Ontology annotation, biological process: protein phosphorylation; recognition of pollen. Lineage: Eukaryota; Viridiplantae; Streptophyta; Magnoliopsida; Zingiberales; Zingiberaceae. The record is from RefSeq and is a predicted model, not a curated record.